AUGAUGAUGCCAAUGGAAACGUUUCAAAAACAGCAAAAUAAAUUCAUGAAUUUACAAAUUCAACAUCGACAACAGAUAAUGCAACAACAAUCGCCUCGAGAUCCUCGAAUCAGGAACAUGAAAAAUCCUGCAGUACCAGCUGUUGCAGCUACAGCUAUUAAUCCACCAGGUUUUGUAAAUUACAUGCAAUUUAAUUCAACUAAAAGAAGACAUGAUCAUUAUAAUUAUAAUACUGAUAGUCCAAUUUUAAAGAAAAAUAAAAUUGAACAAGUUAAUAGUUGUUCUGAUAAUCAAGGUGGUAAAUCUAGUCUCAAAUGGCAACAGCCAUUAUUUAGUCAACCUCCACCAGUAUUUAUGACUAGAAAUACAUUAACUUAUCCUCCACCAAAUUCACCUGGUGCAAUGAAUAAAUUUAAUGGCUCACAUCAACAGGUUUAUACUAACAAUAAUAAUAAUCAAUUAUUAGCAACAAGAAAUACAAUCAAUAAUAAUCAAUCCAUUGCAACAAGAAUUACAACAUCUUUACCUUCACCAAGUCCACCUGGUGCAACAAGUUCAGGAUCUUCUUCACCAAGUUCAGUAGGAUCUUCUUCACCAAAACUUGAUAUAAAUGCAUUAUAUCAAAAUUUACUUGAAAGUGGUCUUGUUCAACAACUCAGUGAUAAUAAUAAAUUAAAUAUUGAAGUAAAAAAAGAACCAGAAAUAAUUGAAGUAUCAUUUGAUGAGCCAAAAACAUUGAAAAUUAAACGACCAGAUUUAGUAGCAGCAUUGUAUACUGGUACACCAUGUGGUAAUUGUGGUCUUAGAUUUACAUCAAAUUCAAUUGAGACAUAUGAUCAACAUUUAGAUUGGCAUUUUCGUCAAGCUAGAAAAGAAAAAGCUGCAGCUAAAACAGUUAAUUCAAGAUCAUGGUAUUAUAAUAUUAAUGAUUGGAUGCGAUCUGAUGAAAUUGAAGCUGAAGAAGAUCGUAAAGCAAGUUUUUUUGAGACACAAAAAGAAGAAGACAAAGUUGAACAAUUCACAAAAAGUCCAGUAUUGAUAGAAUAA
Molecule: messenger RNA, 1047 nt
Organism: Aphidius gifuensis
Lineage: Eukaryota; Metazoa; Arthropoda; Insecta; Hymenoptera; Braconidae
Product: myosin heavy chain kinase D-like
Exons: 4
Coding region: 1-1047 (348 amino acids)
Biological process (GO): termination of RNA polymerase II transcription
Cellular component (GO): cytoplasm; mRNA cleavage factor complex
Molecular function (GO): mRNA binding; RNA polymerase II complex binding
Source: RefSeq, a predicted model, not a curated record